AUGUGCUGGUUUGAACAUUCUAAAUUUCUUCAAUUCGUUAAAGAGGAAUGGAGUUCUUUUUGUGUGACGGGGACUGCAACUUUCAUUUUUACUAAAAAGUUACAACUUUUGAAGGAAAGACUUAGGUGGUGGAAUUCAAACGUGUUUGGGGUGCUUAAUCUAAAUGUGGAGAAGGAGGUUGAUAUCUUAAAUGAGAUUGAGAAGAUCAUGGCAGAUGAUCAAAACAGUAUUACAGAAGCUGUCUCAUUGUUGGUUAAGAGGGCAUGUCAGGUUGGCUCUCUCGAUGCUUUCAAGAUAAAUGACGACGACGAAUUUAGCUUACUUCAGUACGCAGACGAUACUAUUUUGAUAGGACAGGGAUCUUGGAGUAAUUUAUGGGCGAUGAAAGCAAUUAUCAUGGGGUUUGAAAUGAUUUCUGGAUUAUUGGUUGGUGGAAAUCAGCGUCGUAUUGCAUUCUGGAAUCCGGUGAUUGAAUGUGUAAAGGCGCGACUGUCAUCAUGGAAGGGUCGAUUACUAUCAAUUGGAGGCAGGGUGUCUUUUAUCAAUUCAGUUUUAACAAAUCUUCCAAUACAUUACUUUUCUUUUUUACAGAAUUCCAAAGAAAGUCGCACAAACUCUGGUGGCGCUACAGAGACAUUUCUUAUGGGCAGGUUCAAAAACUGA
This is a messenger RNA of Lathyrus sativus (Indian pea), 663 nucleotides long. The record is from the annotation of a GenBank genome assembly. Lineage: Eukaryota; Viridiplantae; Streptophyta; Magnoliopsida; Fabales; Fabaceae.